Molecule: messenger RNA, 2012 nt
Organism: Brassica oleracea var. oleracea
Lineage: Eukaryota; Viridiplantae; Streptophyta; Magnoliopsida; Brassicales; Brassicaceae
Product: aldehyde dehydrogenase family 2 member B7, mitochondrial
Exons: 10
Coding region: 138-1826 (562 amino acids)
Molecular function (GO): aldehyde dehydrogenase (NAD+) activity
Source: RefSeq, a predicted model, not a curated record
AUAUCAAAUACUGUAUGUCUUAAAAGCGGUUCUUCCUACGUUUGCUAUAUAUAACGAAACCACGCUCGUCCUCCUUGAGAGCAUAUACUGAUUCAAAGAGAGAGAGAGCCUUCACCGCGACACUGUACUAAGUUUCCAUGGCGUCAAGAAGAGUUUCCUCGCUGCUCUCUCGCUCCCUCAUGUCCUCAUCUUCUCCCUUCUCUCUUAGAGGUAAAGAUCCUCUCAUGAACAGAGGAGCUCGCAGGUACAGCAACCUCGCUGCUUCUCUCGAAGACACCAUCACUCCGCCUGUGAAAGUCGAGCAGACUCAGCUCCUAAUCAACGGCAAGUUCGUUGAUUCUGCCUCAGGAAAGACUUUCCCCACAUUGGAUCCAAGAACUGGGGAAGUGAUAGCUCAGGUGGCUGAGGGUGACGUGGAAGACGUGAACCGUGCGGUUGUAGCCGCCCGCAAGGCCUUUGACGAGGGUCCAUGGCCUAGAAUGACUGCUUACGUAAACCAAAAAAAAAGUUUCCUUUACGUUUUUAAAGAUUUAACUCUCACACAUGUUUGGAUUCGUUUUCUUCAGGAGAGGUCGAAGAUACUGUUUCGUUUCGCUGACUUGAUUGAGAAACACAACGACGAGAUCGCUGCUCUCGAGACUUGGGACAAUGGCAAGCCUUAUGAGCAGUCUGCCAAGAUUGAAGUUCCUAUGCUUGCUAGAGUGUUCCGUUACUAUGCUGGUUGGGCGGACAAGAUCCAUGGAAUGACGGUUCCAGGAGACGGUUCGCACCAUGUGCAGACGCUCCACGAGCCGAUUGGAGUCGCUGGACAGAUCAUCCCAUGGAACUUCCCUCUUCUCAUGCUCUCGUGGAAGCUUGGACCAGCUUUAGCUUGCGGGAACACCGUUGUGCUCAAGACGGCUGAGCAGACUCCUCUCUCUGCUCUUCUUGUUGGAAGACUACUUCACGAGGCUGGACUUCCUGAAGGAGUUGUGAAUAUAGUUUCUGGAUUUGGUCCUACCGCUGGUGCAGCCAUUGCUAGUCACAUGGACAUUGACAAGGUUGCUUUCACCGGUUCUACUGAUGUUGGAAAGAUUAUUCUUGAGUUGGCUUCAAAAAGUAACCUCAAGGCAGUGACUCUUGAGCUUGGAGGCAAGUCACCAUUCAUUGUAUGUGAAGAUGCUGACGUGGAUCAGGCCGUUGAGAUGGCUCAUUUCGCUUUGUUCUUUAACCAGGGACAAUGCUGCUGUGCUGGCUCGCGUACAUUUGUACAUGAACGAGUGUAUGAUGAGUUUGUAGAGAAAGCUAAAGCUCGUGCAAUCAACCGCGCUGUUGGAGAUCCCUUCAAGUCAGGGAUUGAGCAAGGUCCCCAGGUGGACUCGGAGCAGUUCGAGAAAAUCCUGAAGUACAUUAGACAUGGAGUCGAUAGUGGAGCCACCUUACAAGCUGGAGGUGACCGUCAUGGUUCUAAGGGUUACUACAUUCAACCUACUGUCUUCUCUGACGUCAAGGACGACAUGCUCAUAGCAAAAGACGAGAUCUUCGGACCAGUUCAGACCAUACUUAAGUUCAAGAAUCUGGAUGAGGUGAUUGCAAGGGCGAACAACUCAAGGUACGGUUUAGCUGCAGGAGUGUUCACACAGAAUCUGGACACAGCGAAUCGGCUGAUGCGAGCGCUCAGGGUUGGAAGCGUUUGGAUAAACUGUUUCGAUGUGUUUGAUGCAACAAUCCCGUUCGGAGGGUAUAAGAUGAGUGGCAUUGGAAGAGAGAAAGGUAUCUACAGUCUCAACAAUUACUUGCAAGUCAAGGCUGUUGUCACUUCUAUCAAGAACCCCGCUUGGCUCUAAACCGAACCUAUCCUACGAGGUUGGUUGGUUAAUUAAUAAUGGUUUUGCUUUGGGAAACCUGGAGUUGGUUUUCUAGAUUAUGAUGAUAAAUUUUAUCUUCAGCACAUUUACACAUAAAGCUAUGUAUGACAUUUCUUGAUAUUGGGGAAUAACCACUUUAUGAAUAAAACAAUAAUAUUUCUAUAA